Molecule: messenger RNA, 1629 nt
Organism: Populus nigra (black poplar)
Lineage: Eukaryota; Viridiplantae; Streptophyta; Magnoliopsida; Malpighiales; Salicaceae
Product: tubulin alpha chain-like
Exons: 4
Coding region: 136-1491 (451 amino acids)
Biological process (GO): microtubule cytoskeleton organization; mitotic cell cycle
Cellular component (GO): cytoplasm; microtubule
Molecular function (GO): GTP binding; structural constituent of cytoskeleton
Source: RefSeq, a predicted model, not a curated record
GACCUAAAAGCUCACCCCUGAAAUUUCAUAGGCGUCUUGAUAAACGCCACCCACCCUCAGCAUCAAUUCCAAUUCUCUUUGCUUUCGAUUUUUCUCUUCUUUUAAUACCUGCUGAUCUUUGUGUUUUGAGAGAAAAUGAGAGAGUGCAUUUCGAUUCACAUUGGUCAAGCCGGUAUUCAGGUCGGCAAUGCUUGCUGGGAGCUUUACUGCCUCGAGCACGGCAUUCAGCCUGAUGGCCAGAUGCCAAGUGACAAAACUGUUGGCGGAGGUGAUGAUGCUUUCAACACCUUUUUCAGUGAAACUGGUGCGGGAAAGCACGUCCCUCGUGCUAUCUUUGUUGAUCUUGAGCCCACUGUUAUUGAUGAAGUCAGGACUGGAGCAUACCGCCAGCUUUUCCACCCCGAGCAACUCAUCAGUGGAAAGGAAGAUGCUGCCAACAACUUUGCCCGUGGCCACUAUACCAUUGGGAAAGAGAUUGUUGAUCUCUGCUUGGAUCGUAUCCGAAAGUUAGCUGAUAACUGCACUGGCCUUCAAGGGUUUUUGGUGUUCAAUGCUGUUGGAGGUGGUACUGGUUCUGGUCUUGGGUCACUUCUCCUGGAGAGGCUCUCUGUUGACUAUGGCAAAAAAUCAAAGCUUGGUUUCACUGUAUAUCCAUCCCCGCAAGUUUCCACAUCAGUUGUAGAGCCCUACAACAGUGUCCUUUCAACUCACUCUCUCCUUGAGCAUACUGAUGUUGCUGUGCUCCUUGACAAUGAGGCCAUCUAUGACAUUUGUAGGCGCUCUCUUGACAUUGAGCGUCCAACUUACACCAAUCUUAACCGCCUUGUUUCUCAGGUGAUCUCAUCUUUGACUGCCUCAUUAAGGUUUGAUGGAGCUCUUAAUGUGGAUGUUACUGAGUUCCAAACCAACUUGGUUCCAUACCCCAGGAUCCAUUUCAUGCUUUCCUCUUAUGCCCCCGUCAUCUCCGCAGAGAAGGCAUACCAUGAGCAGCUCUCUGUGGCUGAGAUAACCAACAGUGCUUUUGAGCCAUCAUCCAUGAUGGCCAAGUGUGACCCACGUCAUGGCAAGUACAUGGCCUGCUGCCUGAUGUAUAGAGGUGAUGUUGUGCCCAAGGAUGUGAAUGCAGCUGUGGCUACCAUCAAGACCAAGCGCACAAUCCAGUUUGUUGACUGGUGCCCAACUGGGUUCAAGUGUGGCAUCAACUACCAGCCACCAACUGUUGUUCCAGGAGGCGACCUUGCUAAGGUUCAGAGGGCUGUUUGCAUGAUUUCCAAUUCGACAAGUGUUGCAGAAGUCUUCUCUCGCAUUGACCACAAGUUUGAUCUCAUGUAUGCCAAGCGUGCGUUUGUGCACUGGUAUGUUGGCGAGGGUAUGGAGGAAGGAGAGUUCUCAGAGGCUCGUGAGGAUCUUGCUGCCCUGGAGAAGGAUUAUGAGGAGGUUGGGGCUGAAUCUCCUGAUGGAGAGGAUGGUGAUGAAGGAGAUGAGUACUGAUAAUAGGAAGUGUACUUCCUUUUGUGUUUUUGUUUGGCUGCUAUGAGUUUGCUUAGACCAUGUCUGUUGGUACGUGUGAUCUUUGGUAUUGUAAUAAAAAAAAUACAAGGAUUGGAGCCCUAUUGUUAAUUUUCUCUA